Molecule: messenger RNA, 3828 nt
Organism: Saccoglossus kowalevskii
Lineage: Eukaryota; Metazoa; Hemichordata; Enteropneusta; Harrimaniidae
Product: staphylococcal nuclease domain-containing protein 1-like
Biological process (GO): mRNA catabolic process; regulatory ncRNA-mediated gene silencing
Cellular component (GO): nucleus; cytosol; RNAi effector complex
Molecular function (GO): RNA binding; nuclease activity
Source: RefSeq, a predicted model, not a curated record
GAUGGCUACUCCAGGAGGUCAGACACCUAGUAUUCAACGUGGCAUCGUAAAACAGGUUCAGUCAGGUGAUUCUGUGAUCAUCCGAGGACAACCAAAAGGUGGGCCACCACCAGAAAGACAGCUCUGCUUAUCUAACAUAACAGCACCAAGGCUAGCAAGACGUGCAAGUCCUAAUAUUGAAGGAUCAGUUGACACCAAAGAUGAACCUUUUGCAUGGGAGGCGAGAGAAUUCUUGCGUAAGAAACUGGUGGGUAAAGAGGUGUGCUUUACUAUUGAAUACCGAGUGCCUGGAAGUGGUCGUGAAUAUGGUAACAUCUACCUUGGCCGAGACACAACUGGUGAGAAUGUUACAGAAUCUAUUGUUGCUGAAGGUUUAGUUGAAGUAAGAAGAGGUGGUUUGAGAGCCACUGAUGAACAAGGCCAGCAUUUGAUUGAAUUGGAAGAAGCAGCUAAAGGUGUGGGUAGAGGAAAAUGGAGCAAAGAACCAAACACUCACUUAGUCAGGGAUAUCACAUGGGUUAUUGACAAUCCAAGAAACUUCAUGGAUUCUCACCAUCAGGAGCCCAUUGAUGCUGUCAUUGAGUUUGUACGUGAUGGCUGUACAGCGAGGGCGUUUUUAUUGCCAUCAUUCCAUCAAAUCACCAUUAUGUUGUCAGGAAUUAAGUGUCCAAUGUUCAAACUAGAAGGAGAUAAACAAGUACCAGAGCCAUUUGCGGAAGAAGCAAAAUUCUUCACUGAAAGCCGAUUAUUGCAGCGAGAUGUGAAGAUAAUCUUAGAGGGGAUUUCUAAUCAGAACUUCAUUGGAAGUAUAUUACAUCCGAAUGGUAAUAUAUCAGAAUUGUUAGUGCGUGAUGGUUUUGCUCGUUGUGUUGAUUGGAGUAUGGGACUUGUGUCGCAAGGACCUGAAAAAUUACGAGCAGCUGAACGGUUUGCUAAAGACAAACGUCUUAGAAUAUGGAAGGACUACACUCCCAGUGGACCAGCCAUAGAUUUACAAGAUAAAAACUUUACUGGCAAAGUUGUUGAAGUAGUAAAUGCUGACUCAAUGGUGAUCAAAACAAACACUGGUGAAUACCGUAAACUAACGCUGUCUAGUAUUCGACCUCCACGGUUGACACAACCCGGUAAAGAAGAUGAAUCGCCAAUAAAGGAGAAUCGUCGUAUUCGUCCUUUGUAUGACAUACCAUACAUGUUUGAGGCACGAGAAUUUAUGCGCAAGAAGUUGAUUGGCAAAAAAGUAAAUGUAUGUAUUGACUACAUUAGACCUGCCAAUGAAGGUUUCCCUGAAAAGACAUGUGCAACUGUUACUAUUGGAAACAUUAACGUUGGUGAAGCACUGGUUAGCAAAGGAUUUGCUAGUGUUUUACGUUACCGUGCCGACGACGACCAACGCUCCUCGCAUUAUGAUGAAUUACUAGCUGCGGAAGCAAGAGCACAAAAGAAUGGGAAAGGAGUACAUAGUAAAAAAGAACCACCAAUACACAGAGUGGCAGAUUUAUCUGGUGAACCACAGAAAGCUAAACAAUUUCUGCCAUUUUUACAACGUGCUGGUCGCAGUGAAGGAGUUGUUGAAUUUGUAGCAAGUGGGUCACGUGUAAGAAUCUAUCUGCCUAAAGAGACGUGUCUUGUAACAUUCCUUCUAGCUGGUAUCAACUGCCCCCGUAUGGCACGUACAGGUCCUGGUGGUCCAUCUGAAACUGAAGCAUGUGCAGAGGACGCAUUGCAAUAUACAAAAGAACUAUGUCUGCAGAGAGAGGUUGAAGUUGAAGUAGAAUCAAUGGACAGAGCCGGUAAUUUUAUUGGAUGGUUAUUUGUUGAUGGUAUCAAUUUAUCCGUAUCAUUGGUAGAAGAAGGGUUAGCAAAGACGCAUUUCACAGCUGAACGUAGUCCAUACAGUAGACUAUUAUAUUUAGCAGAAGAGAAUGCCAGAAAGAAGAAGAUUAAGGUUUGGGAGAAUUACGAAGAACCACAGAAUGUUGUUGUUGUGGAGGAAAGUGAUAGAAAGACCACUUAUAAAAAUGUAGUUAUCACUGAAGUACUUGAUGAAUUAAACUUCUACGCACAACAUGCAGACACUGGGCCACAGCUGGAGAAACUAAUGGAACAACUACAUACAGAAUUCAGUAGUAACCCACCAUUGGCUGCCUCGUAUACCCCAAAACAUAGAGACCUAUGUGCUGCUAAGUUUGUAGAUGGUAACUGGUAUCGUGCCAGAGUUGAAAAGCUGCUACCCAACAAAAAUAUACAGGUGCUUUACAUUGACUAUGGCAACAGUGAUUCCGUUAGUGUAACUGAUUUAGCAGCUCUACCACCAUCAUACCAUUCAUUGCCAGCGCAAGCACAUCGUUAUCAACCAGCAUUUAUCAGCCUACCUACUGAUCCUGAAGCAUUAUCCGAGGCUACAGCAGCUUUCAAACGGGAAGUGAUGAACAACAACCUCUUAUUGAAUGUAGAAUAUCGAGUCAACGCUCAAGAAUUUGUUACUUUGCUUAAUGCUGAAAGUCGUGAUGAUAUUAUGCAGAAUCUGGUCAAGGAAGGAUACGUGAUGGUUGAAAAAAGACGUGAAAAGCGACUACAGUCACUGAUAACCGAGUAUAACAAAUGUCAGGACCAGGCAAGAAAAAGUCGUUUGAAUUUAUGGCGCUAUGGCGACUUCACUGAUGACGAUGCCAAGGAAUUUGGUUACCAGAAAUAAGCUGACAACUAGGAAUAUUUAUCUAAUUGAACCAAAUGCUUAGCUUGUAUCAUCUACUUUCAUAAUGACUCUUAGAACAUAAUAUUAUCUACUUGAAAUAUCUCUAGUUACUUUUAUCUACUUGAAUGCAAUGACAAAUAGGAAAAAUAAUUAACAAAUUGAGCAAACAAACAAAAUGAACCAGUGAAAAGUGUGUAACUGGGAAAUGGAAUUUUGCUGCUAAAGGUGCUUCUCAUACAUAAGUGUAUGGUUGAAUUUUUAAAUUUGUUUCAAUUUUACCAAACUGUUCCUACAGUGUAAUGUCUGAAAAUAUAUAUUUUUGUUGCAAAAUUGAGAAUAGGAAUAGGGAAGUGAAUAUACUGAUUUUUAUCCCCAAUUAUUUAUUGUAUUAUUUUCUGCAAAUUUCAUACAAUAUUUUGUUAAUGUGCAUUCAAGAUGAAUAAUCUGCUUGGUAAAAGUUCAAAUUUGUGUGUUUUUGUUGCGCAAGAUCAUUCUAGCUACAACCAUCUAAAUUUUGUUUAUAGCAAAUAUAUUCAAAAGAACAGCAAAGAUAGUAUCUAUCUUGUUAAGUUUGAUGAAUGGCUUUCAGUUUCUCGGUGCAUCCUAUAUGACUUCCAGUCCUUCCUUGUACAUCCUACUUUUCACUGGUUUCUGUGAUACCUUGAACUGGUCAGGUGAAAAAAAGCAUAUCAUUUUUGGACAUUCACAUAGUGUGUAUGUAAACCAUUCAUAUGUCUCUGAAAAUAAGACAUUGAUUAUUUGUUAGGAAUUGUAUUUACAAGACUUGUAACCAUGACAACUAUUACCUUUGUGCCACUUGAUGGCAUGACUUGGAAGAAUCAAGUAGAUCUGUCCAACUCCCCAUCAAAAUGGACAGAUGAAACAAUAAGCCAUUUAAAGUUUGACUGGUUAUCAAAGAGAUGCAAAACAUUGUUGCCAUAAUACGAAUAUUAUCUUAACUUGUUUUGGUGGUCAUCACACUGUUGGACGACAUCUUGUAUUUCUACCAUCGUAUUGAACAGACUUAGAAUUACAGUAAAAUAAUCAUGUAUGAUUAAAAAUAAUUUUCCUACAAAAUGUUGCAAAGAACUUUGUGAAUUUGUCAUUUUAUUGAAUAAAAGUACUAUACUUGU